CCCGCCCACAGCAGCAGGUAUCCCGGGAGCGGAGUGGCAGAGACAAAGAGGCAGGAGCGGGCCUUGGCCCAUCUCUUCCCUUGAAACAGGGCCAGGCGCCUUUCCUUCAUGUUCAGAUGGCGAAGGGAAGAGGUUCUUCAGUCCUGAUGGAGCCCAGAGUGAAGAUGGAGCAGCCAGACCAGAACAACCCUGAAGGAGGAGGAGAGCCCUAUGAAAUGUGGGGCAGGAGAAGUGUUGGGUUCCCAGGUAGAAUGGGUCAAGAUGUCUUGGAGGAGAAGUCCUUCAGAGCAGACCUUCAGUGCCAACGCUUCUGGUGCUUCCGCUACGAGGAGGCCUUGGGGCCCCGAGAGGUCUGCAGCCGCCUCCACUCUCUCUGCGGACGGUGGCUGAAGCCCAAGCAACACUCCAAGGCAGAGAUGCUGGACCUGGUGAUCCUGGAGAAGUUCCUGACCAUCCUCCCUCCUGAGAUGGAGCACUGGGUGAGGGAAUGUGGGGCAGAGACCAGUUCCCAGGCUGUGGCCUUGGCUGAAGGCUUCCUCUUGAGUCAGGCAGAAGAGGAGAAGGCACUGCAGGAAGAGCAGAAGGAAGGAGAGGUCCUUCAGGCCCAGGAGGCCCCAUUGGAUACCAGCUGUGGCUUCCUUUCCAGGCGGAUCAAGCUGGAGGAAGAGGAGGACACAAGAGCUGCUCCACCAGGAGAUGAGCCAAGGGUGCUGGGAAGACGUGAUAACUCUAUUCUUUCUGACGCAGGAAAAGUGGCAUCCAUUCAGCAAGAUCAGGUGAUAUUUGAGGAUGUGGCUGUCCAUUUCAGUGUGGAGGAGUGGGCCUUACUGGAUCCGGAUCAACGGGCCCUGCACGGGGAGGUCAUGGAAGAAAAUUAUCGGAUGGUGGCUUCUCUGGGUGGUGAUGAACAAGGGAGUGAGAAUGAGGGAGCUCCGCAUGAAAUGUGGUUGAAAACAGCAAGAACUCAAAAGGAAGAGGAAAGAAGCUUGAGAACCGAAGCAGAAGGAUAUAACAGGAACCAGUGCCCUGUCGACACCAGGGAAGUCACAACAGAAGAGACAGUAGGUGAAAUCAGGGAAAUUGGAAAUAGCCCUGUCUAUGAGAAUGGCUUCUUCCAGGAGGCAGCUAGUAUACACCCUACACACAGUGAGGAACACCAAAUUUUGGGAAAGCCAUAUAAAUGCCUGGAGUGUGGAAAAUGCUUUCAUAAAAAAAGAAACCUCAGUGUACACCGUAUGAUCCACACGGGAGAGAAGCCAUAUAAAUGUCUGGAGUGUGAGAAGAGUUUCCGUUGGAAAAAGAGCCUAAAGCUGCACCAAAGCACCCACACAGGAGAGAAUCCAUUUAAAUGCCUGGAAUGUGGAAAAUGCUUCCCCCAAAAAGGAGUUCUCAACAAACACCAAAAAACCCACAUGGGAGAGAAGCCAUAUAAAUGCCUGGAGUGUGGAAAAGGUUUCUUUCAGAAACUACACCUCAAAGGCCACGAAAGAAUCCACACAGGAGAAAACCCCUAUAAAUGCCUGGAGUGUGGAAAAGACUUUUAUGAAGAGAGCAGUCUUAUUAGACAUGAAAUGAAUCACAAAGGAGAGAAACCCUAUAAAUGUCUGGAGUGUGAGAAGAGUUUCUGUUGGAAAAAUAGCCUAAAGCUGCACCAAAACACCCACACAGGAGAGAAGCCGUUUAAAUGCCUGGAGUGUGGAAAAUGCUUCCCCCAAAAAGGAGUUCUCAACAAACACCAAAAAACCCACACGGGAGAGAGGCCAUAUAAAUGCCUGGAGUGUGGAAAAGGUUUCUUUAGGAAAGGACGCCUCAAAGGCCACGAAAGAACCCACACAGGCGAGAAGCCAUAUAAAUGCCUGGAGUGUGGAAAAGGUUUCUUUCAGAAAAAAAAUCUCAACAUACACAAAAGAACCCACACAGAAGAGAAGCCAUAUAAAUGUCUGGAGUGUGGAAAAGGCUUUAAUGAAGAGAGAUAUCUUAUUGGACAUGAAAUGAAUCACAAAGGAGAGAAGCCCUAUAAAUGUCUGGAGUGUGGGAAGGGUUUCUGUUGGAAAUAUAGCCUAAAGCUACACCAGUGCACCCAUACGGGAGAGAGGCCAUAUAAAUGCCUGGAGUGUGGAAAAGGUUUCAUUCAGAAACUACAGCUCAAAGGUCACGAAAGAACCCACACAGGAGAAAAGCCAUAUAAAUGCCUGGAGUGUGGAAAAUGCUUUAAUAAAAAAAGAAACCUCAGUGUACACCGCAUAACCCACACAGGAGAGAAGCCAUAUAAAUGCUUGGAGUGUGGAAAAUGCUAUACCCAAGAUAAUAACCUAAGGAGACACCAAAAAACUCAUACAAGAGAGAAACUAAAUAAGUGUUUGAAGUGCGGAAAAAGCUUUGUUUCAAAUAUAAGUCUCAUUAGGCAUGAAAUGAAUCACACAGGAGAAAAAUCCUACAAAUGCCUGGAGUGUGGAAAAGGCUUUUAUGAAGAGAGCAGUCUUAUUAGACAUGAAAUGAAUCACAAAGGAGACAAACCCUAUAAAUGUCUGGAGUGUGGGAAGAGUUUCUGUUGGGAAAAGAGCCUAAAGCUACACCAGUGCACCCACAGAGGAGAGAAGCCGUUUAAAUGCCUGGAGUGUGGAAAAUGCUUCCUCCAAAAAGAAAUUCUCAGCAAACACCAAAAAACCCACACGGGAGAGAGGCCAUAUAAAUGCCUGGAGUGUGGAAAAAGUUUCUUUCUGAAAGUACACCUCAAAAGCCACGAAAGAACCUACACAGGAGAGAAGCCAUAUAAAUGCCUGGAGUGUGGAAAAGGUUUUUCUGAUAAGAGGAUUCUUAUUGGACAUGAAAUGAAUCACAGAGGAGAGAAACCCUAUCAAUGUCUGGAGUGCGGGAAGAGUUUCUGUUGGAAAAAUAAGCUAAAGCAGCACCAAAACACCCACACAGGAGAGAAGCCGUAUCAAUGCCUGGAAUGUGGAAAAGGUUAUUCUGAUAAGAGACAUCUUAUUGGACAUGAAAUGAAUCACAGAGGAGAGAAACCCUAUCAAUGUCUGGAGUGUGGGAAGAGUUAUACCCUUAAAUCUGUUCUUAGAGUUCACCAGAAGAGUCAUACAGGAAAGUGUGGGAAAAGUUUUAGCUACAAAUCAGACCUCAAAAAUGUCCAGGAUAGUCAUACAGAGGACAAGACCAAAGACAUGUCUGGAAUGAUGGAAGAGCUUCCAUUAGAGAGCAAGUCUCAAGGCCCACCAGAAAACCCACAUGGGAGAGAAGUCAAAAAGCCUUGAAUCUGAUAAGAGUUUUAAAUGUAAACCGAUCUUCAAAGAUUACUGGAAUGUUUAUACA
This is a messenger RNA of Anolis sagrei ordinatus, 3324 nucleotides long. The record is from RefSeq and is a predicted model, not a curated record. NCBI's taxonomy places the organism in Eukaryota, Metazoa, Chordata, Lepidosauria, Squamata, Anolidae.